This is a messenger RNA of Cylindrotheca closterium, 990 nucleotides long. The record is from the annotation of a GenBank genome assembly. NCBI's taxonomy places the organism in Eukaryota, Bacillariophyta, Bacillariophyceae, Bacillariales, Bacillariaceae.
AUGACUGACCUUGUAGACUUGUUGAAAGAAGACUUCGCUGAUGCAACUGAUGCCGAGAUUACUCGAUUUGCUUUAGGAUACGGCAAAGGUGGAGGACGGCUCGAACGACGCAAACGAGCCGCUGCCGCGAGAUUGGAAGCAUACUUGGACUGGAGAAAGAAAUUCGAGCUGGAUAAAGAGAAAUCAGAAACGGGAGACCUCUCUGAUUCUAAAACUUGGGAAUACGCUGUAAAUAAGGCGUGGGAUGUUGUCAUUUCCCAUCAGGAAGCGAUUGAGUUGACAAAAAAGCUAGAGGCGGAGGCCAAAUUGAAAACAGAUGACCAAGAGGAAGCAACAGAUUACGACAAGCAAAUGGAGGAAGUUAUGAAAGAACCGCCCGAGUCCAAAGAAGAAGAGACUGAAGGUAACGAUGAUAAUGACGACGAUGAAUUGCCACCAACUGCUACGAUAAAGCGAUCCAACAUCGACCAGGUUCUCUUUCGCCAUCAGCUGGAAGGAAAGUCAAUACGAGAUAAAGGUGGACACACAAUACUACAUGUCUUACCAUCGAGAAUCGAUCGUAAGGUAGCAUCAGCUAUUAUUUACGCAAAUGCUUUUGCGUUUUACCUCGAUAUGAAUCUUGAUCGAAACAGCGACGAAAAGAUAACAAUCUUUCUUGAUGUUCGGGGCGGAGAGGGUUUUCCCAACCCAUCACCCAAAACAAUGUUGAAGUUCAUCAGCACCGUUUCAAGAGUCCUAGAAUUCAACUUUCCAGAGAGGUUAGAAAAACUUAUCAUCUUUCCAGUCCCCAUGUUAGCAAGAGGGGUCUUUCAGCCAAUCAAGCUCCUCAUGCACGGCAAAACGGUGAAUAAAAUUGAGCUCAUAUCUGGGUCUGCCAACAGACAUGCUGCAUUGCCGAAAGCUGCAUUAGAGAAAUUCAUCGAUUCGAAAGUGCUGGAUAAAACGGAAGCUGUUCGACUGGGGUGUUUCAAACUUGUUGACAACAAGUAG